AGCUUUGGUACUUGAUAUUGGCCAAUAUUGCCACCAUUUACACUUCUCUUUCUUUCCCACAUUUCUUGUUUGUGUCUUCUGAAUUCCUCCAUUACCCAAUUCACUCCUCUCGCUGUUUUUUUCUCUCUUUGGAAGUUGGAACAGAAACCUCAUCCUUCAAUUUCUUGACAGGGAAACCAAAGUUUUUAAUUGGGUUGUUUUUUCUUUGUUUCCAUUUAACAUGGAAAAUGGAGGUGGAGCUGUGAGGGCUAAAAGGGCAGAGAUCGACACCAGAAAGCCAUUCCGAUCAGUCAAAGAAGCCGUUACGUUGUUCGGCGACAAGGUUUUGGCCGGAGAACUAUAUACCAACAAGAUUAAGCAGAUGCAUAGGGGAGAGCUUAAAGCUGAAAUGAAGAAUGGGGAGCUGAAGCUGGGGAACGUAGCAGCUGAGUUAGAAGAAACAAAGCAAAGCCUUGAAAAGGCCAAAGAAGAAAGCAUGGUGAUGGCUCAUUGCCUCUCCUCUCUCCAAGAAGAGCUCGAGAACACAAAGAAAGAGCUGCAGCUUCUCAAGGAAGAACGAGAAUCCCAAAUCGAAGAUGUCAAACUUGUAGAUCACUCCGAUUCAAUGGAGUUCCAAAAGAAACGCUACGUCACUUUUGCCAACCCACCCGCCGCCGUCGCUCAGGUCGCCGUUCCGCCACCCGCCGGAGUCGAGAAAUUGGAGAGGCUCUCUUCUCUUAGAAGGGAGAAGAAUAGGAUCAAGAAGACAUUGAUCCCUAUCAUUUCAGCCAUUUUUUCCAAGAAAAAAGGAAACUAAAACACACCCACCGAUUAGAUUUAUGUGAUCCCUUGAGAAAAUAAGCGAAAAUUUUCAAACAGUGAAGUUUGAGGCCAAAAUUUGUAGGUUUAAUUAUGAAGAGAUAUGGUCAUGUGAUA
This is a messenger RNA of Momordica charantia (bitter melon), 915 nucleotides long. Its product is annotated as WEB family protein (DUF827). The record is from RefSeq and is a predicted model, not a curated record. Gene Ontology annotation, cellular component: cytosol. Gene Ontology annotation, biological process: chloroplast accumulation movement; chloroplast avoidance movement. Lineage: Eukaryota; Viridiplantae; Streptophyta; Magnoliopsida; Cucurbitales; Cucurbitaceae.